Molecule: messenger RNA, 2849 nt
Organism: Ciona intestinalis (vase tunicate)
Lineage: Eukaryota; Metazoa; Chordata; Ascidiacea; Phlebobranchia; Cionidae
Cellular component (GO): centrosome
Source: RefSeq, a predicted model, not a curated record
AUAUUAUAUCCGAAUUGGCAAUAAUCCUUUUUAACUGAUUGUGCAGUAAUAGUAGUUUUGUGUUGUGUCAUCACAGUAUCACGUGAUGCCUAUUGACUUCCGUAGUUAUGCUGUUUGCUCUAAAGCCAUAAAACUUUGCUUCACUUUUAUAUCUUGAAUAAAGUCAGUUGGUAUGUGGUAAGAACGAGUUAUAAGAGGCCAAGAUUUAUAUAUUUUUUAAAUGUCAUGUAAUCAUAGUUGUUAAAGGGUGAUAUUAAUAGUUUUAAUUUGUGCAAAAUCUUCCCUGAAAUGGCUACCGCCUUGGCUUCACUUCCACUCAGUCAUUUUUACCAUCAAACCUUGGGGUCUGAUCAUCUCUCUCAGAACUUGGCUUCCAACGAGAGUUUUACUCCUUUGCAACAGGAUAGAUUCACAGUUAGUCCAGAUAGAUAUGAAGAGUACAGAUCGACAGUUAAAAAGCAAGCUCGUGCGCCCUGGGGCAGACUCCGCGAUUACGGUGGAAUGCAAAAAAUACAACUUCCAGAAGAAUUCAUUAAGCUAAAAGGUUACCCUCCUGUUGUCGUGCAAAAGGGACAUCGUCAUUAUGGAACUGGAGCAAGCGAUUCCCGGUAUCUUCCCAUACCGCAGUAUUAUGAUGUCACAGACCUAAAAAAAAGUAAUGUGCGUACCAGCGACCAGGUGCUACCAUCUUCACCAGACAAACAAAUGAGCAACUUGCAGAUAGAUCUUCCAUUUCCGGCGGAACAUCCGCAUUCUUCACACAUUGAACGGUUUGCUCUUUUUCCAUGCUUUAAAAGUCCCGAUGACCGUACAAACGGAGAUCCAAUUCGAGGCCAGACACCGUUACAUGCCAAUGCCGCAUCUUCCGCUCAUAAAUUUGCAGUCGUUGAUAAGACAAAAGGUGCAGCAUUUCGAAGAGAAAUUCAGGAAUAUCCGCAAGCAAGCAAAAAAGAACCUCUAGUUUGGAAUUCUGAAGACAACAUUUAUCAACUGAAGAAGACCCCAAUAAGCGGAAGACAAGCGUUCUACCCAACUCCGCCAAAAAUGGUUCAUCCGAAUACCAGAUUAAGAAGUGAAGAACAAACUUUGGAGUUAAGAUCUGUAAACUGUUUAAGGAACAUCGAACGUGAUCAAUGGAAAACGACCUAUGAUUACAACUAUACUGGUAACGGCCCUUCAAACGUCAUGCAUAUCGAUGAUUACCACAAGAAAAUGAUUAAUGCGAUCGAAUCCGGCAGCGACACAGUUGACAACGAAUUGAUGCCACUUACCACGCCGAUAUUCCUUCCGUCCCGGCCAGUUGAAGGAAGGUAUGCACGGAUGUAUCAGAACCGUAGAGAACUCAAAGCGGACAUUCGAUAUCCAGAUGAACAUUCAGCAGACACCACAUUGGAUGUGGUCGACAAUCGAGAUUACUUGUCGUUGCCAGCUACACCAAACUCUAUACGGCGCAUCGAUGAAUGGUACAAGACCGGGAGGAAUACUUCUGAUCCUGUUGUAGAAAGGACAGAAGUACCAAACAGGAAUAUAUGUUGGACCGAUAAGGACUUGCAAUCGGAUGAUGGACAAUGGAAAGAAUUGCAACUAAAGAAUAAUGCUGAACACGGUUUGCAAACAGUUGCCCGAGCCCAAAACCACUCCGACUUAUCCCUGCCUUACAACGAAUACCGAAAUCUUCCUAAGAAAGUAGAAGAACUUGUGAACCUGCCAGAAGAAACAAAAUAUUACUUGAAGGAUUACCAGGAAGAAAGGGAUAUUAAAUUUAAGAACAUAGAGCGAAUGCGCGAGUUGAAAAAACUUGAAUCUCAGUAUCAAUCAAAAGAAGAUUUAAAAGCAUUGCGAAACAAACUUGAUCAAAUGGGAACACGACUUGAACCCAAAGCGCUGGAUCAACAUUCAGAACAGAUCACUAUGGAUAAAAACAAGGAGGAGGAACUUCGAAUGAAAACUGACUCCUGUGAAGAGCGGUACAAAACUGGACUUAAGUUUUCGACUGAGAAAAUCAGCGAUAUAGGGUCACUGACCGACUUACACAACAGGCAGUUAAAGGGUUACAAAGACUUCGCUGAAACCCCCAGUCCACGUUCAUCAAACGUCGACCCAUCGUUACAAAACCACCAGGGUGUGCUAGCGAGUUACAUCACUCGCUCCAACCCAGUUUCGUUAAGUUUGGAUGCCAGUAAGGCGGAAAGUGGUGCUCGAUCAGGAACAUUGUCGUCCAUGAGCGGUGCAAGCACUGGCUCUAUAUUGAAAACACCAGGUUCUCCACCGAGAGCCGGAUCCAGCAAGAGUAUUUCAUUUAAUGAAGUUAUAAGAGUUGCAACCUCUGAAUACGGUUCCAACUUCAAAGUUACAACAUUCCCUUUGUCGAACACGGAAUCAACAUUAAAAAGGCCGUCUACCCCACUUCCUACACCCCAUCGCCCCAUUCGCGAACCAUCCGUUUAUUCAGGAACAUUGUUGCCUGGUCCAGCGCUCCGACCAUCAACGAGCGAUAGCUUUGCCCACGUUAAGACAUCUCCACGGGAUUCCUGGAAAUGGAAUUUUGACACUCGAGUUAGUGCUGAAUUUAAACCUAUCUGGCGAUCCCAACCGGGAACUCCUUACACGCAGUCAUCGCUCAUGGAUAUACAAAAUAAUUGGAGCAAGAGUGACGCACACAGGCGACUACACGAAUCUUUACCAGAAACAGCGCCGGAUUUAAGAUCUAAUUUGCGCCACUAUGAAAUUGCUGAAAAAUCACAAGAUUUAAAAUUUCAUCACUCAAUAAAGCAUCGUGAGAAACGACACAAGUUUUAUGGAUUCCACAGCUAUCAUUUCUACAAUGGCAACGCCAUGCUUUAAACGAA